AUGAGAACUCAUACAGGAGAGAAACCAUUCAGCUGCUCAGUGUGUAAAAAAUCUUUUGCGCAGAGUGGAUGUUUACAUAAACACAUGAGAAUUCACACAGGAGAGAAACCAUUCAAUUGCUCAGUAUGUGGUAAAGCGUUCACUGAAAGAGGAAAUUUGAAGGUACACAUUAAAACGCACACAGGUGAGAAGGCUUUCAGCUGCACAUUUUGUGAGAAAUCUUUUGCACAGAAGGGAAAUUUACAGAAUCACAUGAGUAUCCACACAGGAGAGAAAGUAUUGAGCUGCUCAGUUUGUGGUAAGCAAUUUUUGGGCAAGCAUCGUCUGAAGCAACACAUGAUGAAUCAUACAGGAGAGAGACCUUUCAGCUGUUCAAUAUGUGGUAAAGCUUUCAUUGAAAGAGGAAAUAUGAGGAGACACAUGUUGACUCAUACAGGACAGAAAUCUUUCAGCUGUUCAGUGUGUGAUAAAGGUUUCAUUGACAGUGGAAGUCUGAAGAGACACAUGGUUACUCAUACAGGAGAGAAACCCUUCAAUUGCUCAGUGUGUGGGAAACGUUUUAUACAGAAAGUGCAACUGACAAACCACAUGUCAGUCCACACAGGGGCAAAACGAUUCAGCUGCAGUGCUUGUAACAAAACAUUUGCUUGGCGUCCACGGGUCAAAAGACAUAAAUGUGUUGGUAGUCAGUCCUCACAGCUCUCCUCACAAACUGAGGAGAACAGAGAGGCAGAGCCUCCAGCCAGCAGCUCAACUCAACACAUGGAAACAGAAGUUAAUGGAGAGGACUGUGGAGGACCAGAACCAGCCAGGAACUCACAUCCAGAUACACAUUUACAACCAGACACUGAGAACAAGACUGGAGACUUUUCUGAACCUGAGACUGAUGAUAGUGAUGAUUGGAGGGAGACCAGAGAACCUCAGUCAGGUUUAAACUCUCUGAAAAAUGAUCAAGUCCCUGUCAGGGAGAGACCAUUCAGCUGCUCUGAGUGUGGGAAAAGAUUUGGCACUAAGGAAAGUCUGGCCACACACAUGAGAUCUCAUACAGGAGAGAAACCAUUCAGCUGCUCUGAGUGUGGGAAAAGAUAUGUCUGCACA
Molecule: messenger RNA, 1098 nt
Organism: Plectropomus leopardus (leopard coralgrouper)
Lineage: Eukaryota; Metazoa; Chordata; Actinopteri; Perciformes; Serranidae
Source: RefSeq, a predicted model, not a curated record